AUGCCCUUUUUCCUAGUCAUUGGCGCUGGUGUAGUAGGCCUCGUGACCGCCUUGGAGCUGAAGUCACGCUACCCCAGUGCGCAGAUUGUGAUUGCGGCCAAGUAUCUGCCGGGAGACAAUGCUCCCGAAUACGCCUCAGCCUGGGGAGGGGCCAAUUGGUUUCCAGCUGCCCGGGACAAUGGGCCACAAGAGGACUGGGAGGCGAUCACGUAUCGCAAAUUCCAGCAGUUGACAAAGGAGCGGCCAGACGCGGGGAUCAUGCCCAUGAAGAUUCGGUUCCACUACGAAAACCCCAUAGACGAGGUCGAAAUACUGACCCCGGCCACGGGGAAACUCUGGUUCGAAGAGCUCGUCGGCGGCCUGACCAAGAUCGAGGGUGAAGACCUGCCCGCGGGGACGGUGUUCGGGUUCGAAAUGGCAAGCUUUGUCAUCGAUGUGCAGAGAUAUCUACCGUGGCUUCAGACCGAGGCAGCCAAAGCGGGCAUCCCGAUACAUCGACGCAUCUUUACGGACAUCAGGGAAGCCUUCACACGGUACCCCCAGGCGACGGCGGUGUUCAAUUGUACCGGCCUGGGUGCUCUCACGCUAGGUGGGGUGGAAGACAAAAAGAUGUUCGCAGCCAGGGGCCAGAUUCUGCUCGUCGAAGGGCCCGAAGAACCCAUUCGCAAGAUGUAUUUCCAGGCACCCGGUCGAGGCGGCGAAGCCACUCACAUCUUCCCUCGUGGAGAACGUGGCGGUGUCAUCCUGGGUGGCUGUCGGCAAAAGAACAACUGGGACGGCGACGUGGACCUCGCAUUCGCGGAUGUCAUCAAGAGGAGAUGCUGUAAGCUGGUGCCGCAACUGGGCAAGCCCGAGGAUCUUAAAGUGGUCAAGCAUGGCGUUGGCCUUCGACCGGGCAGGGAAGGCGGUGCGCGUAUCGAGGCUGAGAGAAUCGACGGAAGGCUAGUGGUUCAUAACUACGGAGCUGGUGGCACCGGCUUUCAGGCGUCCUGGUGA
Molecule: messenger RNA, 996 nt
Organism: Capronia epimyces CBS 606.96
Lineage: Eukaryota; Fungi; Ascomycota; Eurotiomycetes; Chaetothyriales; Herpotrichiellaceae
Exons: 5
Coding region: 1-996 (331 amino acids)
Molecular function (GO): D-amino-acid oxidase activity; FAD binding
Source: RefSeq, a predicted model, not a curated record